Messenger RNA from Austrofundulus limnaeus, 2184 nucleotides. Its product is annotated as transmembrane channel-like protein 6. NCBI's taxonomy places the organism in Eukaryota, Metazoa, Chordata, Actinopteri, Cyprinodontiformes, Rivulidae. Gene Ontology annotation, molecular function: mechanosensitive monoatomic ion channel activity. The record is from RefSeq and is a predicted model, not a curated record. Gene Ontology annotation, cellular component: plasma membrane.
AUGGCACGCAGAGGGAGCUUCAGCAUCAACGUCGGUGACACGGAUUCUGACUAUGAGAACCUGGGGGACGAUUGGUUCACUGAGGGGUCUUUCAGACCCUUCUCAGAGCCCAAAGUUAUUGUCCAGACGUGUCCUGAAGCCGUAGAGCUUGACSUGCUUAGGGAACACUCAGACAGUGAGUCAACAGACAGCAGYCAAACAGUUGAAGAAAUACCCAGAGGAAGGCAGAGCAGCUCUUUGCGGAGAGCUAACUGGUCCGCUGCCACAGUGAAAGUGCUCUCCUCCAUGCCCAGUCGUAAAGCUGGGUUCCGUAAUUCUGCRCACAUAAAAACCAGACAAUCGUGUGGGCUACAGCAGGACCAGAGCCUGUCUCAUGACUCCCCUCGCAGCUCCAGAGUCAUCCAAGCUGCAGAAUUACAGGAAGUCAGGACUGAAGCAUCCCCAGACUCUGUGGAUGAUCUGCUUGGUUCUGGCCUUUGCUGGGCUGGUGACCAUAAGGACGAGCUGGUGUCAAGUCUGCAAGGCCUCUCUGUCAGUGACGGUGUGCGGAAGCUGCGAGACACGCCGCUUUGCCUGRCAGACAAGAAAGAGAUCAGACGUGUGGCUUUCAGUUCUGUAGCUGAAAGUUCACUGAUCAGGAGAAAUAUCACAUUCUGCAGCCGGCCAUGUGGGUCCGUUUCAAAGACUUGGCGCCACUGUGCACUCAGCAGCCUCCCUGUCCUCAGCUCCUUCAAGUUGUGGCAUUCAGCCCUGAAAAGGCUGAGCGGGCGUUACGGGACCGGAGUGCUCUCCUACUUCCUGUUCCUCCGAACCCUCCUGUUCAUUAACCUCCUCCUCUUUGUCAUCACCGGCCUGUUUCUGGUCAUUCCUCAAGCCAUCCACCCUCCUCCUCCUCCUCCUCAUGACUCACAGCAGGACUUGUUCUCGGGCCUGGACCUUCUGACAGGCACGGGUUACGUUUCUCAGAGCUUGAUGUUUUACGGUUACUACUCAAAUGUCACCAUUAGAACCUGUGGGGACCGUUUCUGCGACAAAGACGAGUCACAGAUGAUCCCUUACAGCAUUCCCACGGCCUAUUUCUUCACUAUCGGCAUUGCCUUCUUCAUUAUCUGCAUCAUCCUGGUGUACAGCUUGUCCAAGUCCUUUGGGAAAAGUUUCCAAGUCCUCAAGUCCAACCUGAAUUUGUCAGAGAAGGUUUUCUGCUCCUGGGACUUCAAAGUCAGCAAGAAGUCAUCCGUUCGACUUCAGUCUGAGAAAAUCAGAACCCAUCUCAAGGAGCAGCUCUCAGAGUUGAUCAGUGGAGAAGAAGAGAAGAGCUGCAUGCAUCGAUUCUGCUGCUUUAUCAUCCAUGGYUUAGCGUGGUUCAUAUGUCUGACGGGCAUCUCCCUCAGCACCAUGGCUGUCUACUUCCUGGCAGAGUACCUUCAUUUUUUGAACUUGUUGUUAAAGAUCAGUAUUGUUGGAGUUCUGUGUUACUACUGGCUGAAAAAAGUUGCAGUGGAACCAGAAAAUCCUCGUUUGCAGUGUUGGGAAGAUUUUGUAGGACGAGAACUUUAUCGCCUGCUCCUGAUGGACUUCAUUUUCACUGUAUUUUACACGAUUUUAGGGGAAUUUCUCUGGAGGCUGUUCUCUAAGAAAAUCCUAAAUAGGAACAGGAAGCCAGUGUUUGACAUUGCUCGGAAUGUGCUGGAGCUCAUUUAUGGACAAACCUUAACCUGGCUCGGUGUGCUGUUUGCACCGCUGCUCCCUGCAGUCCAGAUCAUAAAGCUGAUUGUGUUAUUUUACAUGAAGAAGAGCAGUCUGAUGCUCAAUUGUCAGGCCUCCAAAAGGCCUUGGAAGGCCACUCAGAUGACGACGUUGUUCAUCACUCUGCUGUGCUUUCCGUCAUUUCUAGGAGCCGCUGUGACUGUUGUGUAUACAGUUUGGAUGAUGAAACCUUCAUCAACAUGCGGCCCCUUCCGGAACCUAACCAGAAUGUUUCAGGCCGGAUGGUUGUGGGCCGAGAAGCUGAAGAACUCUCACCAGGUUCUGGCCUGGCUCAGCUGGGCCUAUGACUCCCUAAUAGAGAAUCCACUCUUCUUAUUCCUACCCACUGGCAUCUUUCUAUUGGUGAUCUAUUUUCACGUUCAAGUGGUUGAUGGCCAAAGGAAAAUCAUCAGUCAGUUAGAAAAGCAAAUUGAAAAU